Molecule: messenger RNA, 1332 nt
Organism: Sclerotinia borealis F-4128
Lineage: Eukaryota; Fungi; Ascomycota; Leotiomycetes; Helotiales; Sclerotiniaceae
Source: the annotation of a GenBank genome assembly
AUGACCAUGACCAUGACCACCUCGCGGAUUCCCCACGGAUCCCAAGCAGAAGAUGGCCACGAAUACUUCGCAAAGAGAGAACUGAUGCCAGGAUUCCCAUAUCAAGAGUUCGAAGGUAUCACGAAUCCCACAAAAUUCUGUAUCGACUCUAUGAUGGUCAAAGACAAAUCGUAUCGCUGUGUGAGCCAGAAAACCUUAGCAUUACUCAAGAGCGUACCCCUUGAAAUCCGAGAAAAUAUAUUCUCAGAGAUUGUCGACCAGCAUGUCCCAGAACCCGAGACAGACUACCCUGGCAUGAGCCCAAAUUUGGCGUUGAACUGGGUACAGAACCCCCGAGGCAAAAAUGGCAUCAUGCGUUAUGGCACAGUUGAUGGUGUGUUUACACUGGCCAAAUUUUAUUACUGUCCGUUCCGCAAAACCCUGAUCGAGAAGUAUUGUGAAGAGCACCUUUGCACCAGGGGUACUGGUAUGAGUUUUGAGGGUUUGAAAUUCUCUGAUGUCCUAAAUCAUGCCACUGGCAGCAGGUCAGCACGACGAACUCGUUUUAUAUGGGAUGAUGAUAUCAGCAAGGAAGCCCUGGGCACGUCCAAGUCGGUGGAAAACGAUUAUAUCGUUGUUCGAUCGUACGAUGAGCUGUUGCAAUUUGCUAAAGCAAUUGCUCAUGCUGAGAAUUUCGUUCUGGAAUACAACAACAUUAACGGCUUACAACUACCAGUAUGGAAGAGUAGUGAAAGAAAUUCAAGUGUUUUGAAGGAUUUCUUGUCAUGGUUUUGGCGAGAAUUUGAGUUGGAUUUUACUUAUGAAUUCCAGACAUGCAAUGCAUGGCUACGGGCAAAUCUUCAGCAAUUCUCACUCAUACAGAACAUCAACAUAGAUAUUAAUUUUGUAUCAUUCGAAAUUAAUUCUUUUGAAGGAAGUGGUUAUAGAGCAAUUGAUACUCUCCAUCACUUCAACGAGUUCUGUCGAUAUUUGAACCAGCUCUCGAAUAUCAACAAACUGACUGUACGUUUGUCAAUUAAGAGACGUGAUGUCUUAAGCAUCCUUCAUAACCCAGGUGCUUACGCGUGGGUAUCCGCAAUAAAGAGUCUACCAGUCUCAGAGAAGUUCAUCCUAGUACUUGCAACAGUUUGGACGACAAAUGACGAUGAGUACGGUCACUGGGAAGGAGAGAAGGAAUAUGCGGAUUUCGAGGACCAUCAAGCUGAGAGUGAUUCUCUUGCUGAAGAAAUGUUGCGUGAGAGACUCAUGCCUGCGACUUUAAGUCAAGGAAAGACGUAUGACUUGCCAGAUGAUUUGGGACUUGCCAGAUUAUUCUGUGUGGGUGAGGAGUGA